Messenger RNA from Chaetomium strumarium, 1778 nucleotides. RefSeq lists its product as uncharacterized. The coding region runs from base 75 to 1712 and encodes 545 amino acids. Gene Ontology annotation, molecular function: DNA binding; zinc ion binding. Gene Ontology annotation, biological process: DNA-templated transcription. Lineage: Eukaryota; Fungi; Ascomycota; Sordariomycetes; Sordariales; Chaetomiaceae. The transcript has 2 exons. The record is from RefSeq and is a predicted model, not a curated record.
CUGGACAUAGCGCGUUUAGUACGCAAGCUAAUACUACACCUGACAAAGGAAACACACCUGCAGCAUUUGGCGAGAUGCUGCAUAUCGAACCUCGCGGCGGCCCGGCACACACAGUCGGCCCAGGACCCGAUGCGUCAGACGAUACGCAUACAGCGGACUAUACGCAGGUAGUGGACCCUGCUGCUCCCAGGUACACAGCGCGCGCCUUGUCCGUGACACUACAGAGCGAGGCAGGAAUCACCCAGAACCAGAAACUCGGGACUACCGGCGAUAACCACGUUACCAACUCUCACCGACCGGAUAAUGAGGUCUCCUUGCGGCGCCCGGCGGACAGUGGGUCGAGUGCCCCAGGAGUGGGAUUCGUGGCCACCCCUGGAUCGCAAGUGAGCGACAUGCGGCUGCGAUACCCGGUUCUUGAGCCUCUACUCCCGCAUCUUACCAAUGUUCUCGACCAUAAACUGGCCUGCGACCUCUUGGAACUCUAUUUCGAAACGCAGCCAGCGGCCCCGAUGCAGCCCUUGUCACCGUUUGUUCUGAGCUCUAUACUCCGAAAGCCGUCGUUUCUGCAAGAUAUUCCGCCCCGUCAGUGCAAACCGAUUCUUCUGGCAAGCAUGCUGUUGGUUGCCGCUGAAACCGUCAAGUCGCGUUCUAUUAUACGCCUUCGGCAGGAAUGCAACUCCUUAGUUUGCAUAAGACUGAGGGUGUUGACCCAAUCCUUCAUCACCACCCUUUCUGACGGUACCCUGGACGAUGUAAUCGCUUACAUCCACUUGGCUACUGUGGAUCAUGAUGUUAACCCAGAGAUGAGCAAUGACUCGUGGAGGAUGGCCGAUGACCUAGCGCGGCACCUCGAACUCGAACGCGAACUUGAAUCCUCGGUUCUAACGGAAGAGCGCGAGGAAGGGCGGCGCGUCUGGUGGCUCCUCUACAUGGUUAAUACAUGUCUCGCGCUUUUUGGGGAUCAACAACGUUGGCACUUCGUCACCGACCUUUUUCAGCCUACAGACGAGGCAGACUACCAGUCUAGCGUUCUCCGGCAUCCUCAAAUCAGAGGAAUAUCGUUCCAAUACACCGGACAUGAUAUUUACGGGUUCCUCCUGCCGCUCACGGCUAUUCUCGGCGACAUAUUGGACCUCCGAUCGACUGGGCGACGCGAUCCUAUUAGCAAGUCUAUCGACGAUCAAACGAGGAGCAUCACUAUUCGCCUGGAUGAGUAUGAGGAGAGUGUAAAAGCCAAUGCGCGCGACGUUAUAGUCAGGACGGAAAGACAAUCUUCGCUUGCUGUCAAAUACGGCACGUACAUGGUAUACGUAUUACGGAUACUGCUGAUUGAUGAAAAGUUGGAUGCCGACCGUCUUCUUACGCAGGGCGGCUACGCGGUCAAGGCCCUCGAGGACAUCCUCGAGGAGGAUCGCCGGCUGGAGUUCAUGCCAUUCUUCUUUGGCAUAUUUCUUUCCCGAGGCUCGUGGCCACUCGUCCUAUUGGCCUCCAAUCAUCAGUCCAAAAUGCCGCCGAAGCUCCCCGAGUUGUGCGAGGUGUUACUCCGCGCGCACGAGGCUUGUAUAGCCACAAUGGGCGCCCAGUGCCAGCGUCACUUACGUGAAGUUUUAUGCACCAUUGACCUCCGGCACCGUGGAACUCACGUCACCGACGGCGAGUUGCAGCAAUGGAGGGAAAUAGUGGAGAGUCUACACCGCCGGGUUUCCGUUUGAGAUGGAUUUUCUCGGUUAACGCCGGACGUAAACUGCUAUAGUUCGUCAAUAUUCCAAAUACAAACU